AUGCAGAAAAUGAUAGAACAAGAAUUAUUGCAACAAGCAACCGAUAAAUGGGCAGAGAUUAAAAAUAAGGAUCCAAAUGAGCUCAUAAAAUCAUUAGAUAUUAUAUCUGAAUUGCUUUUACAUCCUAAAUUAACUUUAAAAAUUGCUGAAUCACUCAGACCAAUUCUAAUUGAUUUAGUUUCACGCUGGUCAUUACAACUAAAUAUUGAUAAUUACAAUAACACUAAAAGCAACCAAUUAUUUUCAAAUAAAGAAUAUUUUUUGAGAAUUGAAAAGGUUGCUCUUGCUUUUACUCAAUUAUUACCAAUAACUCCCCAACUGUUGAGUAUUGUUUAUAAUAUGAGUGUCACUCAACAAGAGAUUGCAUUAGAAUAUUGGACAUGUUCUUCUAAAUCCCAUCACAUCAUCAAUUACUUGGAAUUGGAAAAUGGUGAAAUCAUAGAUGUUAGAAUGUUGAGAUUAUUUGAUGAGAUUUCUAAUGCUAAAAAGCAACAUUCUCUACUACUUGAUUGUGAAAAUAAUAAUAAUAAUGUAUUUUCAAUAUCAUUAAGUUACUUGAAUAAUUCUGAUUUAUCUCCAGCUACCAUCAAUAUUUGUGACACAACAAAACUUAAUCUACAUUCAAUAUGUUUAGCACUUUCUAUGAAUUCGCCAAUUUUACUUGAAGGAGUAACCGGAUCUGGUAAAACUACUUUGGUCGAAGAGCUUGCAUAUUUAACUGGACAUGGUGAAGAUCUUAUAAAAAUACAUUUAGGCGAUCAAACUGAUUCAAAAGUCCUGCUAGGGACUUAUGUUUCUACUUCAACGCCUGCUUCAUUCCGCUGGCAACCUGGAGUUCUAAAUACUGCUGUAUCUAAAGGUCGUUGGGUUUUAAUCGAAGAUAUUGAUUUUGCUCCAAAUGAUGUCAUUUCUGUUAUAUUACCUUUGCUUGAAACAAGGCAACUUUUUAUUCCCAAUAGAGGUGAAAAAAUAAAGGCUCAUCCAAAUUUUCAUUUAUUUGCUACUAAAAGUCUGAUUCCUGUUGGAAUGAAAAAAUCUUCAAAUUCUAUCAAUUCAAAUAUUGAAACUAACUUGUGGACAAGAAUCACCAUAAAUCCUUUAACUUCAAAUGAACUCAAAUACGUUAUAAAGAAUCAAUUUUUUAAAAAUCUUGACAAUCAAAAUAUUAUCGAAAUUCUUCACUCUUUAAUAACCUAUUAUCAAAACUCAUCACCGGCAUCACCAAUAAUAUCACAAACGGAUACAUCUGAUCUACAAGCGGAAUCACCGCCACCACCGCCACCAACAUUGAUCUCAUUCACUUCAAAUUUUGCUCGAUAUAUUUCUAUCCGUGACCUGAUGAAAUGGUGUCGUAGGAGUGAGCUACUUUUGAGAUCAAAAAAUAUUUUUUCAACCAACCAACUAAUCUCAAAUACGCAUUAUGACAUCAAUGACAUUAGAAAUGAUUUAUUCAGCGAGGCUGCUGAUUGUUUUUGCGCCAUGAUUUCUGAUUUUGAUGCUUGGAUAAAUUCUUUACUGAAACUUGGCGAUGUGUUGGGUAUAACUGCAGAAAGAGUACAUUAUUAUGUGAACUCUUAUGUUCCCAAUCUUUAUAUUACCAAUGACCAUAUCAUAAUAGGGAGAGCCAAAUUAAUUUCUCUGGAUAGCAAAAAGGAAAAAUAUUUAAAAUAUGCUAUCAACCAUAAAAAAAUUUUUGCUAAUACUGGACAUUCUUUAAGAUUAAUGGAACAAAUAGCUGUUUGUGUAAAUUUAAAAGAACCAGUAUUGCUAGUUGGUGAAACUGGCACCGGAAAAACUACUGUUAUUCAGCAUUUGGCUGAUAUGCUUAAUCAAAAUCUUGUUGUAGUUAACUUAUCUCAACAGACAGACAGUAGUGAUUUGCUUGGUGGCUUCAAACCUGUCGAUGUGAGAAUUCUUGCCAUACCACUAAAAGAUGAAUUUGACAAGUUGUUUGAGAAAACCUUUUCGAUUAAAAGGAAUCCGAAUUUUUUAGAAGCUGUACGUAAAGUAUUUACAUCAAAGAAAUACACAAAUUUUGUUGAAGGCUCUUUGGUCAAAGCUGUGAAAAAUGGCGAUUGGAUUCUUUUGGAUGAGGUUAAUUUGGCUUCUACAGAAACGUUAGAAUGUUUAAGUGGUCUGCUUCAAGAUUCAAACAGUUCUAUACUAUUAACUGAAAAAGGUGAUUCCGAACCUAUAAAAAGACAUCCUAAUUUUCGAGUCUUCGCCUGUAUGAAUCCUGCUACAGAUGUUGGUAAACGUGAUCUACCACCAGGCCUCAGGAAUAGAUUCACCGAGUUUUACGUUCACCCAAUAGACAACAGAUUUGAUGACUUGAUGAUUAUUGUAAAACAAUAUUUAUCCGAUUAUAUAACCAGUAAGGAUGAACGAAUUUUUAAUGAUAUAGUUGAAUUUUAUAUUGCCGUCAAAGAUUUGGAAAAUCAACAUAAAAUUGUCGACGGUGCUAACCAGCGUCCACAUUUCAGCAUGAGAACUUUGACAAGAGCUUUAAGGUAUGUCACACAGAUUAUUCAAACUUAUGGUUUAAGACGGUCGAUAUAUGAAGGCUUUUGUAUGACCUUUUUGACACAACUGAAUGGUGAAAGUGUAGUGGUUUUGGAAGGCUUAAUUGAAAAAUAUUUAUUGAAAGAUGUUCAAAAUCCAAAGUCACUAAUAAAACAAAUACCCAAACAACCAUCGUCAGAUAAUAAUUAUGUUCUAUUUGGUUGUUUUUGGCUUUCGCUCGGAAAUUACCCACCGGAAGAAAUGCCUCAUUACAUAUUGACACCUUCCAUAAAAAGAAGCCUAAAUAAUCUCGCAAGAGUAUUAAUGAGCAAAAAAUUUCCCGUUUUGCUUCAAGGACCAACCUCUGCCGGUAAAACCAGCAUGAUACAAUAUUUGGCUAAAUGCACUGGGCAUCGAUUUGUUAGGAUAAAUAAUCAUGAACAUACAGAUCUUCAGGAAUAUUUGGGAACUUAUGUUUCAAACUCGGAAGGGAAACUUGAAUUUCAGGAAGGUAUUCUCGUCGAAGCUUUAAAAAAUGGAUAUUGGAUUGUUCUGGACGAAUUAAAUUUGGCACCAACGGAUGUCAUGGAGGCACUUAAUAGACUUUUAGAUGAUAACCGAGAACUUUUAAUACCUGAAACCAACGAGAUAGUUAAGCCACACAAAGAUUUUAUGUUGUUUGCUACCCAGAAUCCACCAGGACUUUACGGUGGCAGAAAAAUUUUGUCCCGGGCUUUUCGUAAUAGGUUUAUGGAACUUCAUUUCGAUGAUAUUCCAGAAGGUGAGUUGGAAACUAUUUUGUCGGAAAGAUGUAGCAUUGCUCCAUCUUAUUGCAAAAAAUUAGUUAUGGUAUACAAACAACUGAUUGAGAGACGACAAGGAACAAGGAUAUUUGAACAAAAACACGGUUAUAUUACUUUGAGAGAUUUAUUUCGUUGGGCCGAAAGAUGUGCAAUUGGAUAUCAAGAACUAGCCGAGCAAGGCUAUAUGCUUCUUGCCGAGAGAAUAAGAAUACCUGAAGAAAAGGCAAUCGUUAAGCAAGUUUUGGAAACAGUAAUGAAAGUCAAGAUUGACGAGAAUCAAAUGUACGAUUGUUCUAAAUUGGACGAGUUUCAGAAAUUUAAUUUGAUUCAAAACACUAGUGAUCGCAUCAAUAACAAUGAUAUGAUGGUAUGGACAAAAGCCAUGAAAAGAUUAUUUACUUUGGUUGCUAAUUGUUUAAAAUUUAACGAACCUGUUUUAUUAGUUGGCGAAACUGGAUGUGGUAAGACUACAAUAUGUCAAGUUUUGGCGGAAAUAUAUGGUUCCCAAAUUCAUAUUGUUAAUUGUCAUCAUAGCACUGAAACUGCUGAUUUGCUCGGUGGUCAACGACCCUUGAGAAAUAAGGGAAUUUUGAGUGCUGAGCUUAAAAAUGAUUUGUCGGAAUAUUUGUUAAAAUAUGCUUUAGAGAACAAUAUAGAUUUGAAAAAAAUGGAAUUGAAAAAUUUGAUUGAACUUUUUGAAAUUCUACGUUGUAAGCAAUUGAAUACUUUAUUUGAAUGGCAUGAUGGACCUUUGAUUCAAGCAAUGAAAAAUGGGGAAUUCUUUCUGUUAGAUGAAAUUUCUUUGGCCGAUGAUUCUGUUAUUGAACGUCUUAAUAGUGUUCUUGAGCCAAGUAGGAUUUUGGUUUUACCAGAAAAAGGAGGAGAACAAAUCGAAGAGUUAGUAGCAAAACCUGGUUUUCAAUUUUUAGCCACUAUGAAUCCAGGCGGUGAUUAUGGUAAAAAAGAAUUAUCACCUGCUUUAAGAAAUCGGUUCACGGAAAUCUGGGUACCUUCAGUAAUCGAUAACGAAGAUUUAAUUCAAAUAAUCGAUUCAAAGUUGAAUCAUAACAAUAGCUUAAAAGGUUACGCGCAACGUAUAUUGAAUUUUGUUGAUUGGUUAAAACAUUCCUUGGGCUCCAAUUUAAUUACUACAAGUUUGAGAGAUAUUUUAACAUGGGUAUUGUUUAUGAAUAGCACCGUGGAAUCAAUUGGGGCAGAAAGAAGUUUCAUCCAUGGGGGAUUUCUUGUUUUCAUAGAUGGGCUUGGUUCAAAUUCCACUUCUGGAUCAUUUUCGUCUGGACUAAACUUAAAAGACUUUCGCGUAAAAUGCCUAAAAAAAUUAGUCGAACUGAUUGAUGAUUCUGAAUUUUCUAAUAUUUACUUUAACAAUGAUUUUAUUGAUGCUAAAAAAUUAAGUUCUACCGAAAAUGUUUUUGGAAUUCAUCCAUUUUUUAUUCCUAAAGGUUCUCUUGACACUCGACCGAUUUCUUUUACUCUUCAAGCUUCUACAACCAUGAAUAAUACAUUAAGAAUUCUGAGAGCAAUGCAAGCUAAAAAACCUAUUUUAUUGGAGGGUAGUCCAGGUGUAGGCAAAACUAGUUUAGUUUCAGCAUUAGCGGCAGCAACGGGCCACAAAUUGAUCCGUAUUAAUUUGUCUGAUCAAACUGAUUUAAUGGAUCUGUUCGGCUCUGAUCUUCCGGUUGAAGGUGGAGAUAAUUGCGAAUUUGCUUGGCGUGAUGCGCCUUUUCUACAGGCAAUGAAAACUGGAGAUUGGAUAUUAUUGGAUGAGUUGAAUUUGGCCUCUCAAUCGGUGCUGGAAGGUCUUAAUUCCUGUUUAGAUCAUCGUGGCACAGUCUACAUACCUGAAUUGGAUAAAGAAUUUUCUUGCUCUCGUGAAUUUCGUGUGUUUGGGGCACAAAAUCCUUUUCAUCAAGGGGGUGGUCGAAAAGGUCUCCCAAAGUCUUUUACAAAUCGUUUCACUCAAGUUUACAUUGAACACCUGACAAAAGAUGAUAUGCUUUUUAUUUCUAAAUACCUUUUUCCAAGAAUCAACUGCAAAACUUUGGAAAAGAUUAUUGAUUUUAAUAAUAGGGUCUAUCAAGAUUCAAUGAUAGAAUGUGUAUUUGGUCGAAAUGGAAGCCCGUGGGAAUUUAAUCUUAGAGAUGUUUUUCGUUGGUUAGACUUGUUGAAUAAGGACCAAGGAUUUGGCUAUAACUCUGAACCAGAAGAUUACUUGGAUCUUUUAUACCUUCAAAAAAUGAGAACUAAGGAGGAUAGAGAUCAUAUUAUUUUGAUUUUUAAUGAAAUCUUCGAUAAAAAUAUCAAACAUCCAAGGCGUCCACAUUACCAUAUUGAUUCAAAAUUUUUUCAAGUUGGUCAUUCAAUCCUGAAACGUCGAUGCUUUAUCUCAAAUACAAAAUUUCUAGAAAUUCCAUUGCAUAUUUUUCAAUCUCAAAUGAGGCCUUUUCAAGCAUUGAUGAAAUGUGUUGAAAUGAAUUGGAUGGUGAUAUUGACUGGACCCGAGUCUUCUGGUAAAACUAGUCUGAUUAGAUUGUUGGCAGAUCUUACAGGUAACACACUUGAAGAAUUCACAAUGAAUAGUUCGGUGGACACUGCGGAAUUAUUAGGUGGAUUUGAACAAUUGGAUUUAGCGAGACAUCGACUUUUAGCAAUGGAACAAUUAAAUUCCAUAUGUAAUGAAAUUAUCAAAUGUAUUUUGACAUUAUGUCAAACUAAUACCAGCAAUGUUGGGAAUGACAAGUUGAUUCAAAUAAUCCAGAAACUUAAUGACAUGAUAUUCACGCUUGAAAGUAAUUACAAAUUUAAUACUGGAAUAAGCCAAAAAAAUUCUAGUCCUGCUCUUUCCAAAAGACAUAUAGAUUACACAAUAGUUGAUCAAUUAAUCGAAUCUAUAAGAAAGGCAACCGCUGACCUUCAUUAUUUAUCUUCAACGUAUCCUAUUGAUUUUCAACACAUGCUGGAUUCAAUACAGACACAGAUUGACAAAAUUAAAACAUUGGAAAGCGAAACCGUGAAAGGUCAUUUUGAGUGGAUUGAUGGAAUACUUAUUAAUGCACUUGAGAAAGGGCACUGGCUUUUAAUUGAUAAUGCCAAUGUUUGUAGUCCAUCAGUUUUGGAUAGAUUAAAUUCGUUGCUUGAACCAAAUGGCGUGAUAGUUUUGAAUGAACGUGGAUUGAUAGAUGGAGAGGUUAAAGUUUACAAACCACAUAAAGAUUUUAGAAUUUUUAUGACUGUAAAUCCUAGAAAUGGUGAGUUGUCUCAAGCAAUGAGAAAUCGUGGAGUUGAAAUAUCGCUUUUGGGAUCAGAAUUCAUUGAAAACAAACAAGAUCUAAUAAAAUUAUUUAACGGUUAUGGCCUUCGAUCUGACAAUCUUAUUUUAUUUAUCGAUAAAUAUUUACAAAGUAUGAAAGAAAAAUCAAGUGCUACUACUAGUUUGCUGAAAAAUAAUCUUGGUUCUUAUAUGGCAUUAACAAAUUUCAUAUUGGAAAGGCUUCAAAGAGGAGAAAAUUUUUCAUCAGCUUUAAAAAAUACUUUUGAUCAAUUUGGCGUCAUUAUUGACGAAAAAGACUUUAGUGAGAUUCUGUCAAUUUCACAUUACAUUAACAACGAAAAAUCAAUAUUGUCUGAAACUGGUUAUUUAUCAAAUUCUCCAUUAUUUGUCGGUGGUGGUUUAUUAAAAGAAGAACCAUCUUUGGCCAUGAUUUGUAUCCAAGGAUCUUAUCUAUUGCAUCAACUAUGUAAACAAGAACUUUUAACUGCUGAUGUUGUUGGAUUAUCACAAAAGUUACUAGUAGCCUGUGACUAUUUUGUUGAACAUUUUUCCAUGGAAGAUGUUUCAUUAAGAUUAUGUUGGCUUGAUUUUAUUUUAUCCAUGUUCAAGUCCACGGAUCUUUUUGAGUUAAUUUCUACUCACAUAGAAUAUGUGAAAUUUAUGAUCCAUAGCCUUGCAAAUCAUUCUCGUACUCCUAUAUUGAUUGAUUUUAAAAACCAAUUAUCAAAUCUUAUAAAGGUUGAUCAAACGUUUAUGAAUUGCCUGUCUCUUGAUAUUACAAAUAAUCCUACUAUACACAAAUUAUUUAGUAAUCUUACGAAAACAACACUUCACAAUUACGCAAAUUCUGAAAUGAUUUUAAAUGUCUGGGAAGAAUAUUCAUCAAAUAUCAAAUCAUUGUCUUUAUCUAAACGUGUUAAUCAGGAAGAAUUUCUCGAAAAUAUCGUAUAUAAAAAUGCAUCAAAAAUUAAAGUUUCAAAAAUGUCAUUAGCUGAACAAUCAUAUUGUUAUAACCAAGGCAAUAUUGGAGAAACGCAAAUUUGUCAUAAGAUUAUUUCAUUCAUAUAUCCUAUUUUACAACAGCUUAAAAAUGUUGUAAAAUCCAGGAUUGAAAAUGGCAAUUGUGGUGAAUUGGAAAUUUCAGCAAUUAAUGAUUUGUUGGAUAUGCGUGAUUUUCUAUGGGAGUAUUUAAGCGCACAGGUUCUUGAUCUAGGGAAAUUUCAUAUUUAUAUUAAAAUGAUAUACAAAGCUGUUGAAAAUUUUCGAGAUAAAGUUGAUAGCGCACAACAUCUAAUAGAUAUUCUUGAUCAUAUUAUUAAAGAUGAAACUCUGAAAACAGGGAUGUUUAUGAGUACUAUUUGGCAUAGAUUUCAUCAUAUCACAUUUUCAAAAAUUGAAUUAUUUCAGUUGGAACAAGAAUUAAUCAAGAUUGGAAAAGAAUUUGAAAUCAGUGAGGAAAAUCAUGGUUCUGAAUCAAUUGAGUUGUUUAACACUAUAAAAAAACUUCCAGAGCAUAUAAGAAAUAAAAUUCUAGAUUCAAAUAUGAUGCAGAAAAUUGAUAAUCAACCUAUAGUAAAUUUAUCAUUUCAAGACCAAAAAACAAAUCAGAUGAAUAGUAUUAUUGAUUAUUCAUCAAUGAUUCAAGAAAUGCAAAUUCUACAAAUGCUUCAAUUUGCUACUUCUGAAAAAACUUAUUUGAAUAAUGAUAAAUUUUGUGAAAUUCUUAUAAAGAUAGGAGAAUUUUGUGACUAUUUUAUAAAAAAUGGAACAAGGCCUCCAUUAGAUUUUGCUUCUCAUCAACAGAUAAUAUGGAUUUAUGGAAAAGGUUCUAAUGUACCAAGUGAAAAGGCAAAGUCCAUAUUAAAUAACUUUGUUCAAGAUGUUUUGUAUGGAUGGCAUAAUAGAUUGUGGAGAUUAACUUAUGAUUUAUAUUUGAUGGAUUCAGGUUUCAAUGAUGAUGUAUAUAUGAAGCAUACUUUAGGGCCUGCAAGGUUAUACCAAAGUGUUUUUGUCAAUUAUUUUUUUGAAUUUACUUUUAAUAUUCAAUCAAUGGCAGUGUGCAAUUACAAUGAAAAUCUGAAUCUGAUCGAAAAGUUUAGAAAAAUCAUUUCAAAAAAAUUAUUUUUCAAAGUGAAACGAUGUGAUAUUGACAUUACGCUUCUAUUACUAUAUUUAAAACAAUUUGACAAAAUUAUCGAAUUAACAAAUCGUACUUUUCUGUUGGAUCAAGAUGAUGUUAAAUUUGAUGCUAAUAUUAAUGCUACGGAAGCAAUUGAAAUGCUUGUUAUAGUAAUUUCCGAUUUGGAAAAGAUUGAUGAUUUAUCUUUUUCCUCUACACUACAGAGAUGGUUUAUACCAGCUAUUCAAUCAAUAAUUCAAUACUUAAACAAAUACGAUAACGUGGAUUUAAUUGAAUUGAUUCGAAUGGAUAUUGGUAAAGCAUGGAUAUUUGUGGCACUUGGAUUUAUGGAACUAUACAUUCCAAACUAUGCAUUUGAUCCGACCGCAGAACCCCAUAUAUUUUGUGAUUUUCUUCAUCAUAAACAAGCCAAAUUAGAGAUUGAAAUAUUGGCCAGAUCAGAAAUUGAAAAAUGGUAUAACGGUGAAAGUUCAAACAUGAUAAUUGAUAAUUGUAAAAAUGAAUUGGAAAGAAUCAAAUUGCUCUUGAAAGAUAAUUCUGCAAAUUUAACUUUACGACCCGAGACAUCACAAUUGAACGAUCUCUUCAAUCAGAUUCACUACCUUUGUAACAAUGUCAUUGACUCCUUUCACGUUUUGGACCUUUUAAAAAAUCUGGAAGGCAAUUUAAAUGAAAUUUCUAUUCUACAACGUGAAGUUUUAUUCCAGGAUAAAUGCAUGCAAUUUAUUCAACGAAUGUCAACCAAUUAUCCACUUUAUCAAGACUUACUUCAACCAAUCUUUGUAGCGAUAUUUCAAUUGAAAUAUGGCUUCAGAUUGAUGGCUUCAGCAAACAAAGUCUUGAAAUCAACAAAUGAUAAUUUAAUCUACAAAGUAUUAAAAACUCUGAUCACUAUGACACAAUCUGGAUUUCAACAUGAUGAUGUUUUGAUGCUUGCUUCUCCAGAAUCAUUAACAAAUGUCAAAAAUUUAAUGUUUUCUCAAAACCUAUCAUCACGAGAUAAAUGGAAUAAUUACCUGGAAUAUUUAACUAUAAUUGUAAAAUGUAUUUAUAAACAUGCGGCAAAGCAUGGCUAUUUAACAUUAAAGAUUUUUGAUACCCUGCAAGAGGUUCUUUGUGAAAUAUCCGAUAUAUACUUGGCUGCCGAGGAACAGAAAAUUAAAUUGGCUCAGGAAGGAGAGAAUCUUUACAAGACCAAAACCAAGAAUAAUUCUUUUGCCACAGACGAACAGUUAUCAGAAAUUGAAUUAAAACAAAUGUUUCCAGAUUACAUUCAUGAAUACUUUGAUGUUGACGAUGAUGUAAAUAACAAUGAUAUAAAUAACAAUGAUAAUAGUAACAAUGAAACGCUACCCAUGGAAGAUUUAAACAAUGAUAUCCUUAUUGAAGUUGGUACUAUUUAUCAAACCUUCUUCAACGAUUUCAGUCACACUUCUUAUUGCUUGAAAAUAAAAAAUCAAAGACAAUCAACAAAGAAAAUAUUUUGGGAGUCUUUUAUUAUGGCACGAAGUAUCGCAAAAGCAUGUGGUAAACUUUUUCCUGAGGAUUUAGAUGAUGAUAUUGAUACUGUUCAAGUUUUUGGGACAUCGAUAUUAAAAGAAUGGUUAAUUCAUGAAGCCAAAAAAUUGGGUCCCAUUGUAUCUAAUUUACAACAGGCCAUUAAGAAACUGCUUAAAAUGUGGCCUGAACAUGCUAUUCUCCAGCAGAUCGAUAAUCUUUGCAGUAGGAUAAAUGGAUUUUCUUUAGAUUCACCGCUAGCAAAACUACUCACAGGCUUGGAAAUUUUGCUUCAAAAAUCAGAUGAAUGGGAAGUUUUUGCUAGUCGUGAAGUAUCAAUAAAAUCUCAUCAACAAGAAAUCACGCAGUUGAUAAUUCAUUGGCGACAACUUGAACUAACUUGUUGGUCAAAGUUAUUAACAGCUCAAGAAACUUAUUAUAAAAAAUCUGCUUAUAAAUGGUGGUUUCAUCUUUAUAACAGCAUAAUCCAUCCUAUUGAUGAGUUUGCUGAUAAAUAUGAUGGUCUAGAAGAAGAAUGUGAUGAAGGUGAAAGAGAAAUUAAUGAUGAUGGUGAUUUUGGAAAACAUAUUACAGGAAUCGUUAGUGCAUUGGAUCAAUUCCUACAAUCUUCAAAUAUUGGUGACUUUGAAGCAAGACUAGAGCUGCUUUAUUCUUUUUAUCAACAUCUUUCCCUGAAAGUUUAUUUUAUCAAAAAAAAUUCAGAUAAAAUAAUUACUCGUAGACUUUCUUAUUAUAAUACCACAGCUGAUACAAUCCUAAACGUCUUCAAGUAUUACUCUCAGUUCUUAUCACAUCGCAACGCAACAUUAAAGACAUUAUGUAAGCCUAUUGAAAAGGAACUUAAAGAAUUUGUUAAGAUUGCUAGCUGGAAGGAUGUAAAUAUUUAUGCACUUAAACAAAGUGCGGCUAAAACGCAUAGACAACUUAGCAAAUGCAUUAAAAAAUACAAAAUUAUACUUGAUAAAUCAAUUAAAGAUAUAAUUUUUGAUUAUCAAGCAAAAAAUUUUGAAUCUGAGGCAAGAGUUAGUGAAACGGUUGAAAAUGAUUCCAUUGAUUUGAAAUCGACCAUUCAGCCUUUAACGUCAUCAUCACCAAAUAUCGACAAUUUAAUUACCAUAAUUUAUAGUCAAAUUCCAAACUUAUCGGAUCGGUUUAUUAAGUUAGACCAAACGUUAAAGAAACUUCAUUCUUAUUGUAACAAUGAAUUGCUUGUGAAUUCGGAAUCAAUUAAAAACCAAAAGAUUGAAGACUUUGCAAUCGAAAUUAUACAUAGGAUCAAGACACUUCAAGAAAAAACGCCUGUAGUAAUGAAUGAAAAAAACAAAAAUUUAAUUAAAAAUCAAAAAAUGGUUAAAAAGAAGGCAUUUAUUGAUCUUUUGAAAGAAUUGAAAAGAAUUGGAUUGAGGCCUUUUAUUAAGAAGAAAACUAACGAGAAACUAAAAGAUUUAGUUGGAUAUAUGUUUCGACUAGGCACUUUAAGAUUGGGUCAAUCUUUGAAAAAUGUGGAAUUGAUGUCAUGUCAAAAUAAUACUAAUUUGAAUCUUCAACAGAACUCGGAAAUACUAAAAUCUAUGAUAAAAAUUAGUGACAAGGCUGAUGAUUAUUAUUACAGAAUUAUUGCAAAAAUGUCAUGUCUUUGUAAUCUAGCUACUAGCAGUCCCUCCAAAGAUUUGACUUUGCAAGAAGUACAUAAAGGACUUGGAUUUUCUCAGGAUCUAUUGAGUCUUAUUGUAAAGGAACGUAAAUAUUUACAUAAUUUAGACAAAAAUUACAUUGAAUUUUCUGGUGUUGUUCUACAAUUUAGUAGAAUCUAUUCCAAUUACAAUUUGCAUAUAACCCACCCUAAAAAAUCUUUAAAUCACCUGAACGAAAAGUUUAUUAAAAAUUUCAAAAUUAUUCUGGAUGAUAUAGUUUAUUUAUUAUCUCAUUCAUGUUUAAUCUUUGAUCUUCAAAAGGAAUUAUUAUCACUGGACUCAAAUAAUAAUAGUUUACAAGGAAAAAAUGUUGAAAUUUUUAUUGGAAAGAUGCAGAAUUGGCUUGAAAAAAUUUCGUUAAUUCGUGAUGAAUUCAUUGAUUUAUACAAUCAAAUAAUAAUGUAUCCAGAGUAUUCUAUUAGAAAAAUGGGUUUUAUUACCAAUGACCUCUCAAAUCUUAUUCAAAAUGAUAUUGAAUUGAUUAAACAGUUUUAUAAUUUUGUAAAAUCAAAAAACAUUCAGAUUCCUGAAUUUUCUCAUAUUUUAGAACCGCUAUAUUGUUAUUUAUUCACGAGAAUUAAUAAUCUCCACGUUUUCGAUUCUGAUCAAAGUAUUUGGAAAUGUGACAAUGAAGUAAAGACAACAGCUCUUUGUAGAUUGGUUAAUGAUAUCAGUAAUUUGUUGGAUAGAAUUUUAGUAGCGGUACAAGAAUUGCGCAAAGCUAAAGAACGUCAAAAGGGAUCAAUUAAAUCUACAACGGAAAAUGAUAACUCUAAAACUGAUCAAACAGAAUCGGAUGAUGACAAAUCAAAAUCAAUUGCGGAUGAUGAUGGGUACAUUCGCCAAGAACAUGAAUAUUACUUAACGUUUGUUAAAAAAUCACAAUUAUCAUCAAUUUUGCCUCAAUUCAACAAGAUUCAAAUGACAGUUUAUGAAUUAUUGAAAGAUAAACAAUUUGAUAAUAAUGAAUUUCAUGAAUUACUUUUGUUUCUAUUACAACGAUUACACCCCUUUAUACAUCAAUAUAAUUUGAUAAUUUUAUACUAUCUAUCUAAUUUCAUUUUCCAUCAUAAAUCUUUAAAUAAAUUAACGUAUGUGCUUUGUGAUUCAUUUACCACUAUAUUUCAAAAGGGUUAUUGCAUGCCAGAUAUGGAAACAGAGAAUGACGGAGAAGAAUGUAGAAAUGAGAUGGGUGUUCAAGGUACUGGUAUCGGUGAAGGAGAUGGUGCCAAAAACGUGAGCGAUGAAAUUGAAGAUGAAGAACAAGUUUUAGGAACACAAAACGAAUCAAAUCAAGAAAACCAAGAAAAUCAAGAAGAAUAUGAUGAUAAGGGCAUAGAAAUGGAAAAUGACUUUGAAGGUUCAAUUGGUGAUCUUGAAGAAAAAAAUGACAAUAAUGGUGAUGAUCAAAGUGAAUUAUCUGAAGGAGAUUCGGAUUUGGAUGAAAAUAUGGGAAACGUUGACGAAACGGAUCCUAAUGCAGUCGAUAAAAAAAUGUGGGAUGAUGAUUCUACUGAAAAUGUUAAAGAGAGCAAAGAAACUAGUGAUUCAAAAGAAGGUCUAAAUUCAAAAGACGAAUCUGAUAUUGUUGCAAAUGAAAAUCAUGAUGAUUCGGUUGAAGAAGCUCAAAAACAAUUAGAAAAACAAAAAUUAACUGAUCAUGAUUUUGAUGAUGAACAAGAGGAAUUUGAUGAAGAUAAUAUGUCCAUUGAUGAACCUGAAUUUGACACUAGACAAAAUCAAAAUCAAGAUAAUGAAUUAGAGAUUCAAAAUGAUUCCAAUGAUAAUCCUUCAGAAGUCAUUGACACAGAAGAAAAAAAUAGUAAUUCGAGUAAUAAAUUAUUAAACUAUGACGAAAAUAUAAAAAAUAAUCAUGAAAACAUCAAUGAUAAUAAACGUGAAAAUUUGGACCAAGAUUCAAAAUUCAAAGAUGUUAACCCACAUAGAUCUCUUGGCGAUGCACUAGAACAGUGGCAACGAAGACUUAAUGUUCUUGAAAAUCCUGAUGAAAUUCAGUCAGAUAACAAUGAUAAACAAAAACAAGCCGAACAAUCAUUUUUAGAAAAUCAUCAGGAAUUUGAGUUUCUCAAAAAUGAUGAAAAUUCUCAUGAUCUUCAAGCUAUGGGAAAUGCUUUAGAAGAACAAAUAAAAUCACUAGGUGCAUUUGAUGAUCAAUCUAAUCACGAAAUUAAUCAUGGUAUAGAAGAAGAUAUUGAAAUGGAUCAUGAAAUUUCCUCUAAAGAAGAAGAGAUCAAUUUUCAUCAAGAACAGAUGUUUAAUAAUGACAAUAAUGAUUAUAACCAAGAACAUGGAAAAGAAAAGGAAAGAUCAAAUUUUUUGAAGCAAAAAAAUGAUGACACAAAGCAAGAAGAUAAACAAUAUAAUGAUCAACAAGAUGUUAUUAAUUAUAAUAAUGAGCCUUUGCUUCAAGAAGUUGAUGAUUUGCGUCAAAGUUUGGAAGAUAAAUUAAUAGAAUGGAGAAAAUCUGGGAAUGAUUUAAUUAAUGCCCAAGAACUUUGGUUUAAAUAUGAAAAUCUCACAUGUAAUCUCGCUAAUAGACUUUGUGAACAAUUGAGAUUAAUUUUAGAACCAACUCUGGCCACUAAAUUAAAAGGAGACUAUCGGACUGGUAAGAGAUUAAAUAUGAAAAAAAUUAUUCCUUAUAUUGCAAGUGAUUUCAAAAAAGAUAAAAUAUGGUUACGACGUACUAAACCCAGCAAACGACAGUAUCAAGUUAUGAUUGCAGUGGAUGAUUCAAAGUCAAUGAGUGAAACUCAUUCUAUUCAACUGGCAUAUGAGGCCUUGGCACUUAUAUCAAAAGCGCUUUCUCAACUUGAGGUUGGAAAUAUAUCGAUUGUUAGUUUUGGUGAAAAGGUUCAACUGCUUCAUCCUUUUGAUCAACCAUUUAAUAGUGAAGCAGGCGCACAAGUUUUGCACCAAUUUACAUUUGAACAGAAUAAGACUUAUAUUAAAUCAUUAAUGGAAUCAACAAUAAAACUUUUAGAAAAUGCAAGAAAUAAUAAUUAUUAUGGAAAUGGUUCACAAAUUAAAGAAUUAUGGCAACUUCAGAUUAUAAUUUCAGAUGGAGUCUGUGAAGAUCACGAGAGUAUUAAAGCUCUGGUUAGAAAAGCUGUGGAAUUACAAAUAAUGGUUGUUUUUAUUAUUAUUGAUAAUAAAUUGGAAAAUGAUUCGAUCAUGUCAAUGAAUCAAGUUAAAUAUAAAUUAGUUGAUGGAAACAUGACAAUACAAAUGGAACGAUAUUUAGACAAAUUUCCUUUUGAUUAUUAUGUAGUUUUGAAAAAUAUUAAUUCUUUACCAGAAACGUUAGCAGAUGCAUUAAGACAAUAUUUUACUAUAAUUAGUCAAAACAGAAAUUAA
Messenger RNA from Entrophospora candida, 15327 nucleotides. The record is from the annotation of a GenBank genome assembly. Lineage: Eukaryota; Fungi; Glomeromycota; Glomeromycetes; Entrophosporales; Entrophosporaceae.